Perca flavescens (yellow perch) is the source of this 918-nucleotide messenger RNA. RefSeq names its product olfactory receptor 52K1-like. NCBI's taxonomy places the organism in Eukaryota, Metazoa, Chordata, Actinopteri, Perciformes, Percidae. The transcript is spliced from 2 exons. The record is from RefSeq and is a predicted model, not a curated record. Bases 1 to 918 code for a protein of 305 amino acids. Gene Ontology annotation, cellular component: plasma membrane. Gene Ontology annotation, molecular function: olfactory receptor activity. Gene Ontology annotation, biological process: G protein-coupled receptor signaling pathway.
AUGUCUUUGGAUGACAUCCUGGCCCACGGGAGCUCCUUCCAAACAGCGUCGGAGACUCUGAGGCUGGUGUUGCAGAGAGUGUCUGUGGCGGGCCUGAAAUUACACCCACAAAAGUGCCGCUUCAUGAGGAAGGAAGUGGAGUUUAUGGGUCACAGGCUGGGGGGGAGAAGGCAUCAGCACACUGCCGCCCCCCUGUACCACCUGCUGCAGAAGGGCAGGGGAUUCACCUGGAUGCCACAUUGCCAGCAAGCCUUCAACUAUCUCCAGAAGGCACUGACAGAGGCUCUGAUUGGCUGCCUGGUUCAGAUGUUUUUCAUUCACUCUAUAGGAGCUUUUCAGUCGACGUUGCUGGUAUGGAUGGCGCUGGACCGCUACUUUGCCAUCUGCACGCCACUCUACUACCAUGAACGCAUGGCGUUAACGAGAUUCCUCAAGUUCAUCAUUCCGCUAGUACUCAGAAACGUGUUCAUGGACUCGCUGUUAGUGAGCCUGGCAGGAAAGUUGUCAUUCUGCAGAAACGUGAUGAACCACUGUUUCUGUGAGCACAUGGCCUUAGUGGAGCUGGCCUGUGGAAGCACCGCCAUCAACAACCUGGUUGGGUUGAUGACAGUGGUCCUCAUCCCUUUAGUUGACUUCAUCAUUAUCACUGCCUCCUACAUCAUCAUAUUCAGCUCUGUGCCCAAGUCCGGUGGGUCCGGGGUCAAAGCACUCCAAACGUGCGUCACCCACAUCGUGGUCAUCAUCGUCAGCCUGACCAUCGCACUUGUUGCUUUCCUGUCGUAUCGGAUCAGAAAUGGUCUCCCUGCUGAAAGUCGAGUUUUCUUCAGCACCAUGUAUGUGCUGUUCCCAAACUGUUUCAACCCGAUCACCUACGGCAUCAGAACCGCCAAGAUCCGACAGAACAAAAGUGUAAAGUGA